AUGUAUCGUCGAAACUUUGCAAAAGCUGCAGAGCCACUGACGGCUGAGCAGCUCGAGAAGCAAAUUGAAGAAAAAACAGCUUUGCUGAAAGGUCUUCAGGACGAGUAUGCUGAUAUUACUAAGGAUUUAACCGAGGAUCCUAAAAAGAUUGUAGACCGUCACAUUGCGGCCCUGAAAAAGUAUAAUGAAAUCAAAGACGUGGCACUAGGAUUUGCGUCCAAAAUUGCGGACCAAAAACGACAAACUAUUGCCGAAGUGCUUCAGGAAAUGGGAGCAAAUGUAACUCAGUAG
This is a messenger RNA of Magnusiomyces paraingens, 291 nucleotides long. RefSeq lists its product as uncharacterized. Gene Ontology annotation, biological process: meiotic joint molecule formation; double-strand break repair via homologous recombination; meiotic DNA recombinase assembly involved in reciprocal meiotic recombination. The coding region runs from base 1 to 291 and encodes 96 amino acids. Gene Ontology annotation, cellular component: Swi5-Sfr1 complex; Swi5-Swi2 complex. The record is from RefSeq and is a predicted model, not a curated record. The transcript is spliced from 2 exons. Lineage: Eukaryota; Fungi; Ascomycota; Dipodascomycetes; Dipodascales; Dipodascaceae.